Esox lucius (northern pike) is the source of this 6161-nucleotide messenger RNA. It is a transcript of the gene mafgb, whose product is annotated as v-maf avian musculoaponeurotic fibrosarcoma oncogene homolog Gb. The record is from RefSeq and is a predicted model, not a curated record. Gene Ontology annotation, molecular function: DNA-binding transcription factor activity, RNA polymerase II-specific; RNA polymerase II cis-regulatory region sequence-specific DNA binding. Bases 885 to 1388 code for a protein of 167 amino acids. Gene Ontology annotation, cellular component: nucleus. The transcript is spliced from 3 exons. Gene Ontology annotation, biological process: regulation of epidermal cell differentiation; regulation of transcription by RNA polymerase II. NCBI's taxonomy places the organism in Eukaryota, Metazoa, Chordata, Actinopteri, Esociformes, Esocidae.
UGAGGUGCAUUGUGGGUGGAGAGGGGCUCGUUGGCACAGAUUCCUAAUAGCUCAGUCCUUUGUGGAUUGUAGAGUAAUCUAGAGUAGUCUAGAACGGAGGCACUGAAAACACAACAACAGCUUAGCUAGGCCUGGGUUCAUUAUUGUCAUUGGUAGCUCUUGCUCUUUUCCUUUGUAAUCAGGAACAACUCUCUCCGUCCGCCGUGUUUUCAUUUGGUUACCUUCUUAGUGACUGUCAUUCCCCUGACAGGGAGAGGUAGAGAAAGGAUAGAAGAGGGUUUGAGAGGAAUGGGGGAGGGCGUGCUGGAGAGUGGCGGAGGGAGGAAGGUCAGGAAUCCGCUGAGUCAUCGUGACUGGUCUCAUGAUGAUCGCUCGGUGGCUGCAACAAUGGCCGCCCUUCAUCACACACUGCCACAGUGUGCAGGACAGGGUGUUCACGUCUCAAUGAGGCCUGUUGUGUGGAGCAGUGACCCAGCUAGCACCUGUGUGUGUGUUUACGUGUGUGUGUGUGUGUGUGUGUGUGUGGGUGGGUGUGAGAGAGAGGAUGUGUGUAAAGAACUGAUCUAAUCUCAUUCACAGCUGUUGUGUGUCCCUCCCUUUGUUGAUCUCUCCUUUCUACUUCAUCUUCUGUUUCUGUCUGGUUUUCUGUGUGUGUGUGUGUGUGUGUGUGUAUGUGUGUGUGUGUGUGUGUGUGUGUACGUGUGUUUGGUAUUCCCCUGGACUCUGUCCCACGACUCACAUCUCUUUAGUUGUUGGUCCCUGGCCAACCAAUCACUUUGACGGUUACGUGUUCUAGAGCUAAAACGGCGGGUAUUGCCACACGCAACACUGAGAAACAGGAAGCUGAGGAGCUGGUCUGUUCGGAGGGAGGUGGUUCUCGGGGAAUGACGACGACUAACAAAGGAAACAAGGCCUUGAAGGUGAAGCGGGAACCUGGGGAGAAUGGCACCACCCUGACGGACGACGAGCUGGUGACCAUGUCCGUGCGAGAGCUCAACCAGCACCUCCGGGGCCUCACCAAGGAGGAGAUUCAGCAGCUCAAGCAGCGCCGACGCACCCUGAAGAACCGGGGCUACGCCGCCAGCUGCCGGGUCAAACGGGUCACGCAGAAGGAGGAGCUGGAGAAGCAGAAGUCUCAGCUCCAGCAGGAGGUAGACAAGCUGGCGUCCGAGAACGCCAGCAUGAGGGCGGAGCUCGAUCAGCUGCGGUCGAAGUACGAGGCCCUGCAGAGCUUCGCCAGGACUGUGGCAAGAAGCCCCGGGGCAGGGCUCGGCGUUGGGGGUCCAAGGGGGGCUGCGGGGGCGGUGAUCGGGCCGCUCAUACCGGGCAAGGUGGCGGCGACGAGCGUGAUCACGAUAGUGAAGUCGAAAACGGAUGCGCGCUCUUAGUAGUGGGCUCGGGUGCGGGAGGGAGUGAGGAGGCGAAGGGAGGAGGAGAGGAGGCAACUAGGAACAAUUUGAAACGAGACUCUUGGUCAGUGCAUACGGUCAUUUGAGCACAGGACGUAGACGGGCCCCACAGAUGUGUUCUGUGUGUGUGAUGUAAUAACGCGUGUGUGAUGUCACACUGUGAACCUCAAUCAUUGGACAACGUUCUUCACGUGUCCUCUCCUAAUUUAAUGGUUUCCAGUACUUACGGGCACUUCCUGGUUUUGCAGAAGCAUCUUAGAGAGCCUUCAUGCUUUAACAGUGCAGAAGAAAGAAGUGUUUUUGAAGUUCGUCUUUCACCACUCAUUGCACUUCGAAGAGGAUGUUCAGAAGCAUAAAUCAUCAGGAAAUCGUUUUUCUCCCGCGGUCACACUUUGCUGUUGCUCGACAUUAUGCACUGACCAAUUAUCACCGUAUCACCAAACUCCAUGCAGGCCAGCCCCGGCAUCUAAUCGCCAAAUGUUGUCGCGUUGUCUGUCUGGACGUUGUAUGUGCUAUACUGUGGUAGCUAGCAGGAUGACACUGGAUAGCAUCUAAUGUCCAUGCUAGCAUAUAACCUAUCACACAUGGCUGGAUCUCAAAGGGAGCAUUUACACUUACAAUCCAAUUCAGAUUCAUUGGCAAAUAAACUGGCCAGAGAUCUGAUCUGAUGUAGCCAGUUGUGCGGCGUAGGGGUCCAUUUGGGAUGCCUCCCAAAAAACAGUGUACCAGUGUGGAUAUUGAGUCAUUCUAGGUAGUGUGAUGGUGUGAAUAUUGAAUCGGAGCCAGUGAUUGACACCCGCUUAGUUGACUAGUCAGUCCCUUCAUUCAGAACCAGAUGUAAACUGUCGAUACAGCCAAUUGUAAAAGAGGUUGUAAUUGAUAGAAUGGUUGGGUGACAGGUCAAAGUGCUGUUACUAUGAGGUAUUUAGUUGCCGGUGAUUCAGUUGUCAGCACUUUAUUUUGUUUUCAGUUUUCCUGAUGGCGGACUGUCCAGUCAAGUAGGCGGGUGUAAUUCUCACAAGCUUUAACAUAAAAGUUACUAGUCAAAUGUUAAAUAUUCUUCAAAGAAUCCUUUGUCUACAUACAGUAUAGAUAGUCAAGUCUAGAAUUUUGUAAAUUGCAUAGAGUAUCUUUACAUUAUUUAUAAAAGACCUUAAAAAAUGAUCAAGGUGAACACUUGUUUGAUAUCUCCUCUUUCUUGCAAUUGUACCAAAAGUGGCUUAACUAAUUGACGUUGAUAGCGUUGUUUUUUUUUAGUGACUAGGCGCGUGUGGCUGUUAUGGUAACCGUGAGGCUAGCACGUGAUGGUGUGACGUUGUAAUGUACAGUAGUACGUGACGAGGUAACGGUAAUAUUAUUGUUCAUUAUGUUGUCGUUAAGGAUACGUGACACUGUUGUUUUCAUUUAUUUUGGACUGAAGACGGCGAAGUAAUCAAAGGCACCUGUACGCUCCCGUCUCCCCCUUGUUGGCGGGCGUUAUGGACACGUGACAGAAAACGUAAUAAACCUGGUAAUCGUGUAUUGCAUAGAUUGUAUUACACUACCCAUAAUGCACAUGACGCAAAGUCUCUCUCUCAGAAGGAAAUUCAAUUAAAAUGAAUUCCAAACAUAAAAUGCAUACUGAACAUCCCAACAGGGUCACACCAUUUUUACAAAAGCACAUACAUCGUAGGGUUGUACGGGGGCCUGUGGUUAUACCGUCCAUGCUUUUCGAAUGAGUUAUAUUUUCUCGUGCUGAAUGAUUAAUAUAGUUAUUUUCCUCUUCUCUCUACGUAUUUUCUAUAUUUAAUGCAGAUUGUAGGGUUGAUGUUUUAGUUUGUUUUUACUUGUUUGUUUUUAAUAUUCUGCAAAUGCCAGGGAAGUAACAAUGUUGACUGCACUGUUGUCUUAUGGAACCAACACCAUGUACUACUGCUAUAUGUUUAAAAGGGGCCGGGGUCAUAGAAAUCCUAUAAUUAUAGAAUUAUAGAAUAAAAGUUUCACUGACCAAGAUGAUGGGAUGUCAAUAGCCCCCCUAGUGUUCCAUGCAAUUCUCUGGGCCGGGCAUGAGGUAUGGUUUUGUCUGUCUCAAAGCAGGGUUUUCCCACAGUUUUGGAGUUUGCUCUUCAGCUUUAUGCUGUCCAAUUACACACGCUAAGUACAAUUAUAUGCAAUUUCUAUGGUACAAAUACAAACUGAAUGGGUAUUUAUAAUCACCUGUAUAACUCCACUAACAAGAUAUUAGUCCAUUUCAAACUUUUACCUUCAAUACCUUAAUCUUUUUUUUAUUUCUUUGCCAGCCCACCGAAGCUUUCAAAAUGUUGUGGGAAAACCCUGCUAUUGUCUUACAAUGGAAGUUACUGCUAUGCAGUAUAUAAGAAUGCUUGUCUCUUUCUCUUGUUCAAACUUGUGUGAGGGGGUUAAAAGGGGGAGGAGUGGGGGUGAGGAAGGAAAGAGGGGUUGCACUGAUAACACGUCUGUGGGUUCGAUCAACCGAGAAAGUACAGAGUGCUGCAAAUCUGAAAAAGUUUGAUAAGAAAUAACCAUUUUCUUAUCACUUUAACGCAGAAACUCAGCAAUCCAGCUUGUAGGUAUGAGCAAAUAUAUAGAUAUUUAGUAUAUACAGUAUAUUUAUGUACGUGUUAUGUCAAACUAUGUCUCUUUUUAUUCACUUUUAAAUGGGCAAAAAAAUAAUAAGGUUUGACUGGUGAUCUGUGACGGUUCUGAUGGAUUUUUGGGUCCUCGUAAUCUCUUCUCGUCUGUAUCUCUCUCUGUCUCUGAGUUUGCUUUUGUACCUACUGAUGGUGUAAUUCUACUUUUCAACUGUGGCAGAUCCUGUGACAUUUGAACGUUCUGUGAGCGAUGUCUCAAAAGUUUACUGAAGAAGCAAAAUAUUAAUAUAUUCAAACUAGACAGUGACCAGUGAAGUGCCAGCGCCCAGCAAAAUGAGUUCUGUUGUUUCUGUCUAUCUGUUCAACCGCACACUCACAUUGUCGUGGCAACUGUUGUUGAGUGACUUCCUAUUUAUGCAAAAACUGGGCAGUGCUUCAAAAAGGACGCGGGGUUCGAAAACUUGACGGAGCUUAAGUUACGUAGCGGCUGGUUGUCUCAGAGUUGUUGUUAGCGUAAUAUACUGCAGGUACAGUGUGACUGGUGUCCAUAGCUUUUCGUACAAAAAACGUGUAUGUGGUAUUCUGUGUUAUGGCAGAGAGGAGGAGCAGGAGGAGCAGGAGGAGGAAGCAGCAAGAGUUUUUCUCCUUGCCACAACUCUGUCCGGACUAAGCCUGAUACAUUUCUCUGCGCUUCAGCAGGGCCUGAGCCUGUUGCCUCUGGGACAACGCCUACAACUGUUUAGGACGGAGACAUUGAGAUAUUGUCAUUAUAUCCGAAAUAUCUGGUCAAAUGCAAAUCCAUCAGUUUGACAUUUUAUGAAUUUUCGCGUAAAUUCCCAGGCGCAGAGUUCAGAAAGUCUCACAAAAAAAGUGAAAGAAAUACACUACAGUAUGCUUCAUCACAACAGUGGGUCACAGCCUGGGGCAUGGUAUACAGGGGGACAUUGUCGAGGAUGUUAAAGGCAAACCUGGACAUAUAGACACAGAAAUCAUUAACUCCUUAUCUGGCUGCAUGACCAACAGAUGUGUGAUGGUGUCGGUUUUUCCAGUCACGCCACCAGGCUAGUUGGCUCACCAGUAACCGAUCAGUGGAAAAAAAGCCACCUUUAAUCUGUUUGUUGGAAGUUUUUUGAUUGACAGCUGUUAGUCUCCCCUUGUCUGUAAAAUCUAUAGGCAAAAAUAUCUAGAAAGUGGCGCAGAAGCGGUGUAAAUCAGAGAGGCCUCGACACACGUUAAACCAAUCAAAUGCCCUGCAUGGUCAGUGCUUAACAUGCAGAAUACAUUCAACGGGCAAGUGGUGGGAGAUUCGCGCAAUUCUUGCCCGUUUGGCUAGUAAAUGGCGUGACAGCAUCAUGGGUGCCUUGACUCGGCAAGACUAGAUUUACCAACUUAACCCACCCUGUUCAUUAUGUGGUUAAGAGUUGUUGAUUGUGUUACUGUGAGUGUUGAUAUGAGAACUCUCUCCAGCACUUGGGUGUUGGGUUCUGCACUUGGUCUACAGGAAGCUCUCAAAUACCCGCCCCCCCUCCCACCCCCGAAAAAGAAAAUACAAUAACACCACACGUUGUGUCAACUGGUAAGCAUGUGACUGCUUAUGACUAGAUUGCAGGAGUGUUGAUUUGUAAGCAUCCCGAAUCACAACCUAUUCCCUUACCCAAGGACCCUCCUCUGAUAAAUGGUAGCGGACUGUAGAGGGGACAGGGAGUCCUUUGGACAGAGUUCAUGUUUGUGUCUCAAAACCGGAACAGUAAUCAGCGGAAAGCUGGGGGGGGGAAAAAAACUGUGGUGAGUUAGUGGAUAUGGGAGCUGUUAGUAACAAAUCACCUGGACGUUUAUAGAAAUCAGUGUUUUGUAAUAUUUCUGUAUGGGGUGUAAUAGGUUAUUAUGUCACAGUGUCACUGUACUUUGCAUAGGGACGUCUGCUCCUGAAGUGACUGUGUGUCCAUUUAAUUGUAAGUAUUUAUUGAUUAAUAAGUAAAUUAUUGUACUUUUUUGCUAUUUGUAGAUAAGUAAUGAUGAUGUAUUGUUAACCAUGGAAAUUAACUGUUUUUGUCAUCGUUCUGAUGCAUCUGUUAAUUUAUUGAUGUACAUACUGUAUUGUUUGUUGAUAAACAGUUUACUUUAUUUUGUAUAUGACCAAUAAACACAUUUUAAAAAAGAC